AUGGCCAUCUAUGUCCUUCAAUAUGAAUAUAUCCUGAGGCAGCGUGUCGGAGCCAAGUUCCCGACUUUCGGCCGGGAGUUCAUCAGGGUGGCAUCGGGGCAGUUCUCACAAGAAGGGAAGAUCACCGAUAAUGAGCCGUGGAUGGAGGAGAUUGGAGACCCAGUGCCAGCGAUCGGCCGGGCUCAGCCGAGCACAGCACAGGCUGGUUGA
Messenger RNA from Aspergillus clavatus NRRL 1, 210 nucleotides. RefSeq lists its product as uncharacterized. The transcript has a single exon. The record is from RefSeq and is a predicted model, not a curated record. The coding region runs from base 1 to 210 and encodes 69 amino acids. NCBI's taxonomy places the organism in Eukaryota, Fungi, Ascomycota, Eurotiomycetes, Eurotiales, Aspergillaceae.